AUGUCAGUAUCUUAUGAAACUUUUUUAAACAAGGAUCCACUUGAUAAAUACGAGGAUUCUGAAAUCUAUACUAAAGAAUGGUUACCUAAAGUUGAAAAAUAUAGACAAGAUUUAAAAGAUGCUAUUCCUAAAAACUACACUAUUGAAUUACCAAAACCAAUUGAUGAUUUAAUCAAAGAUCAAUUCAAUGCUGUUGAUUAUUUAUACUCUCAAAAAUUAUUGACACCAGAAGAAUUUGCUAUUACGGAUUUAACAGCCACUGAAUUAGCCAAAAAAAUUGCUGCUGGUGAAUUGAGUUCAGUCGAAGUAUUCAAAGCGUUUGCCCACCGUGCAACAUUGGCACAUCAAUUCACUAAUUGUGCUAUGGAACUUUUCAUUGAUGAAGGGUUAAAGCAAGCAGAAGAAAGAGACAAUUAUUUCAAAGAACAUGGGAAAACUGUUGGUCCUUUACAUGGGAUUCCAAUUUCUUUGAAAGAACAAAUGAAUUAUAAAGAUAAAAUCACUCAUGGUGGAUAUGUUUCUAAAAUUGUCAACAUUCCAAACUCUCAUGGUGUAACAACAUCAAUAUUGGAAAAAUUAGGUGCAGUUUUUUAUGUCAGAACUUCUCAACCACAGACUUUAAUGCAUCUUGAUUCUGCUAAUAAUUUCACUGGCCUUACUAAAAACCCUUUCAAUUUGUUGUUAUCAAGUGGUGGUUCUUCCUCUGGAGAAGGUGCUAUUGUAGGGUAUGGUGGUUCUGCAAUUGGGGUUGGAAGUGACAUUGGUGGUUCAAUUAGAGCUCCCGCUGCUUAUUCUGGAUGUCAUGGGUUACGUCCAACAACCAAACGUAUCUCAGUCAAAGGUGGCGUUAGUAGUGGAGCUGGUCAAGAAUCAGUACCAGCCGUUGCUGGACCAAUGGCAAGAAGUAUAGAUGAUUUGGAAUUGUGGAUGAAAGCUUAUAUCAAUGAAGGUAAGCCAUGGGAAUCUGAUUCAACUUCUUUGCCAAUGCCUUGGCGUGAUGUUUCCACUCCAAAAAUUGGUGAUUUAACAGUUGCCAUUAUUAGAGAUGAUGGAUUGGUAAGAGUCUCACCUCCAAUUAGACGUGCAUUGAAUACUGUUGUUGAAAAAUUAAAGGGUGCCGGUGCAAAGAUAAUUGAAUUUGAUCCACCAAACACCAAGUUAGCAUAUGAAACCGUUCAUAAAAUGUACAAUUGUGAUGGGAACCACAUGCAACGUAAACUUUUGUCAGGUUCUAAUGAACCUUUGACCAAAUUGACCAAAUGGAAUUUGAAUUAUGGUGAAGGUGCUAAACAUUAUGAUGUGGCUUCAAACCGUGAGUUGAAUGUCACAAGAGAUCAGUUGAGGGAUCAAUACAAUGAUUUUAUGGUUCAAAAUAAAGUUGACUUUAUUUUGAGUCCAACCUAUAACAAUGUUGCUCCUCACAGUGAAGAGGUUUACAAUUGGUCCUACACUUCUUUGUGGAACAUUUUAGAUUUCCCAACCUUAUCCUUCCAAACUGGUAUUUUCCAAGAUCCAACAAAAGAUAAAUGGACAGAAGAAGACACAAAGUAUAAAUAUCGAUCCAAGUUAGAACAAUUGGAAAAUGAAAACUACGAUCCUUCUCAGUUUGUAGGAGCUCCAGUUGGUUUGCAAUUGUCUGGGAAGAGAUACUUUGAUGAAGAAGUUUUGGCUGCUGGUAAGGCCAUAGUUGAUCUUUUAGGUGUUGAUUUGUAUAAACAUUAA
Messenger RNA from Candida albicans SC5314, 1722 nucleotides. RefSeq lists its product as uncharacterized. Bases 1 to 1722 code for a protein of 573 amino acids. The transcript has a single exon. NCBI's taxonomy places the organism in Eukaryota, Fungi, Ascomycota, Pichiomycetes, Serinales, Debaryomycetaceae. The record is from RefSeq and is a predicted model, not a curated record.